Messenger RNA from Oenanthe melanoleuca, 3133 nucleotides. RefSeq lists its product as uncharacterized. The record is from RefSeq and is a predicted model, not a curated record. Bases 13 to 2307 code for a protein of 764 amino acids. NCBI's taxonomy places the organism in Eukaryota, Metazoa, Chordata, Aves, Passeriformes, Muscicapidae. The transcript has 13 exons. Gene Ontology annotation, molecular function: protein binding.
UCCUGCCUCGACAUGGACCUGGUGACACGUCUCGUGUGUGCUCUGCUCCUGCUGGCCCUGCUGCUGGCAGUGGCUCCCUCCCCAGCAGUGGGAAAGGAGCUCUGCCCACAGCCCUGCCACUGCCCACGGCGUGGGCGGCUGGACUGCCGGCACACCGGCCUGGCCACCGUGCCCCCGGGCAGCCGCCACUGGCCCCUUGCCGUCCUAGAUUUCACUGGCAACUCCAUUGCUGCUGUUGGAAAAAAAGCCUGGAAGUACUACCCAUGGACUGAGACCUUAGUGCUCAGGGACAAUGAGCUGCGGGCAGUGAAGAGCCAUUCCCUGGAGGGGCUGUUCCUGCUGAAGCACCUGGAUUUGUCCUGCAAUGAGAUCGUGUCCAUUGAGGAACGGGCUUUUGAGCCACUGCCUUUCCUGAAGCUUCUAAACCUCUCUGGGAAUGGCCUCACGCACAUCCCCAGCGGCACUUUCCAGGCCUGGCAUGGGAUGCAGUUUCUCCAGGAGCUGAUCCUCAGCUGUAACCCGCUGGCUGUCAUUGCUGACCCUGCCUUCUUCAAGCUGCCCUUGGUGAGCUCUCUAGACCUGAGUGGCACCCAAGCGACUCCACAGAUGCUGCUGCUGCUCCUGCAGACCACACUGAGCUUGGAAACCCUCCAAGUGCCCAAGGAGGUGGCCUGCUGCCUGUGCCAGGAGCGUCCCCUCCCCGAGAGCCCGUGCAGGAGCAUCCAGUUCCUCUGUGAGAAGCUGUGCAGCAGCAGCGCCCCGCAGUGCGCUCACACAAGUCUGCUACAGACACGGGCAGAAAUAAUGGACAUGGAACAACCCAGGAAGCUGAACACCAGCCCAGUGUUGAGCCUCAAGCCCAUGGAGCCUUCACUGGGAGGUCAUGGAACUGUAACACUUGCGGUUGCCCUGACCCAGAGCAAUGAGGGUGAUGUCAGCAGCCUGGACAAUUCCAGAAGCAGUUCAUAUCCCCCUCAGCAUCUCUUGGGGCACAAAGGCAAAACAAGUGUUGAUGACCUGAGGGCCAAGCUCAAGAAAAAGCUGCUCAAGAAGAAGCUGCUCAAGGCUGAAAGAAUCAAGAAUGUGAAAAGCCUUGUCCCAUACCGUCCCCCGCCUGCCAGACUGAAGAAUGUCGUGGAAAAUACAUCCUCAAGCUGGGAUCAAAAGCAGCAGGACUCACGUUUAAACUGGAAAGCAAUGAACCCUUGGGAUGUAGGUGGUGCGUUAAACCCCACCCAUGACAAGUCUCCUGACAGACACCUCAGAGAUGAGGUGGAAGAUGAAGCUGCAAGGCAGAACUAUGGCAGUACUCACAAACAGCCAAAGAAGGGGGACAGCCAGCACUGGGUUGGACAUAAUCAGCUUUUCUAUGAGACGUUGAGCCCUGUGCAAGCAGAGGGACAGCCCAGAGCCACCCCCGUCAAAGCCGAGCAGCUUCUAAACAGGAACCUGGAUUUUCUCUCUGACCCGUUGGUUCAGAGCCGCCCCGCUGUGAGCAGCAGAGCAGAGGCCACGGCUGAAGGGGAGCAUUCCUCUCUAGGCUGGCACCCUCUGAUCAUCCCUGACACCACAGAGGAGGCAGACUCCAUGUUCCUCAAUAAACCUCGGAGGGCCCACAGUCCACACCUUGCGCCAGUUCCAGGGGAACUCUUGGAAACUACAGUCAGUCAUCACCUGCGCUUGCUGGUGCCAGACAAAGGCCUGCAGAGGUUCAUGGCUCACAUGGAGCGAGCCCUGAGGAUGGACUGCAGCCUGCCCCAGCUGAAACAUGCCUGUGCCAAGAUGGUCUCGAAGGCCGGGCUGCUUCUAAAGGUUCUCAGUGAGAGGCAAGAGAACCAGGGAGCUUCUGAUCACAUGAGCCGCUGUCGUCUGCAAGAGAAUAUCUCCAGACGCACAGCUUUGGAGGAGAAUCAGGAGCUCACAGAGAAGCCAGAGCCAGAGACCAUGGAUGACACGAUCACGUUCGUUGUAUUGCUGUCCAUCAUCGCAAUCAUUUUACUGAUACUGAAGGGUGUCUUCCACGUGUGUUCCCGAUGUGCUGCACCUGUUUGCCGACAGCUACUCAGCAGUCAGUUAUGGCUGAGAAGGUUGUCCCUAAAACUGCAACAGAGAUGGAGGAAGAACAAGUACAGGGAGUUAGUGGAUGCAGAGCAGGACUUGCCUGAGCUCAGCGAAGCUGAGUUGCUGUUGGUUCAAUACAUCAUGGAUGUCCUUGACAAAGAGGAAGAAGAAAUGCAGAAACAAAUGCAGAAAGAGAACACGGAUGUCUUGCAGGGACAGACACACGUGAAAAUCUACAUUGAGUGAGAGAAGGUUUUCAAGAUGUAGAGAAUAAGAAUGUAGGAUGGCAUCCCUUGCUCUCCAGCUCCUAUUCUGCACAUCAACAGCCAAAACUUUCCUUGGAUGCUAUCUUCUUAUCUACUUCCUUGGAUCCUAGUUCUUGCUUUUGUGACUAUUUCCUUGGUUGUUUCCUUAUUUCUAUUUCUUUGACUCUUUCCUUGCCCUUGUUUCCUUGGAUGUUGUUUCUCUGCUGUUAUUCCAGAUGAAAGAAGCCUAAGGAAAUGCUGUUCCCCAGAGACAAGAUGUUCCAGCCUGGGCCCUGCCCUGCAUCCAGCACCCCAUGAUCUGAACCACUGAGUGCAUGACCACUCUGUGCUGGGGAGGGUGCUGCUGGGUAGCUGCCAUAUUUAGGGCAGCCCAAAGUCUUCUAGUUACUGGGACUGGGCUGCCCAAGCAGUCACUGCAUCCAGGCGACAGAGCUGCAGCCUUCCCAGGGCCAUGGCAUCGUGAGGGCACCCUGCACAUGUGACCCUGCAAAGCCCCCUGUGUGCACCUUUUGUGUUUGUUCCCAGCUGGGAAUGUUCUCCCAAUAAAUAGUUUUUGUACAGAGUGUCCUGGAGGUGUCUAUGUAGUUGCUGGGCUGUGCCCAUUUCUGUGGGGCUGCACACACAUGUCCAGCAUUGUGCUUGUGUACCUGGUGCCAGAUGCAGGUCUCACGUUUAAACUGGCAAGCACUGAACCCUUGGGAUGUAGGUGGUGCGUUAAACCCCACCCAUGACAAGUCUGCUGACAGACACCUCAGAGAUGAGGUGGAAGAUGAAGCUGCAAGGCAGAACUAUGGCAGUACUCACAA